CACUUCGCACUCUAAACCUGAUAUCGAAAAGAUUGACAAGAACUUGUGGAUACUCACACAGCACAACCCCCAGACACCGGCAGAAUUGAAGACUCUACCGGCGGCGUAGCCAAACGCUUGUUCGUGGAAUGGGCGUUGCACUCGACUUCUUCAUCCGACGAUGGUGGAUAAAUUCGAAUUGGUAUAACCAAAUGAUGUCAUGUUCUAUACCCCGACGGCGGAGAGUUUGACUCCUUGGGGCCCCAGUGUCGUGUCCCACAAUAGCAUGCGGGCUGGGGUUAGAAUAUAAAGGUAGUGGAGCCCUCAGAAGAGCGCUUUUGGUACUCUCAGAUCAGACGAGACUUCAGCACAGGAGGCUGGAUAUCUUUCAUCAUGUAUACGAUUUCAAACAUCUACGUUCUGGCAGCCUUUGGCACAAUUGGUGGUGCCCUCUUCGGUUUCGAUGUCUCCUCUAUGAGCGCCUGGAUCGAUCAAGAGCAAUACCUCGAAUAUUUCAAUCAUCCUAACUCGAAUCUGCAAGGAGGUAUUACUGCUUCCAUGUCAGGAGGAUCUUUCCUUGGAGCCCUCGCAGCUGGAUUUAUCUGUGAUGCCAUCGGUCGUCGCUACUCAUUGAUGGUUGCAUCCGUUAUCUGGAUAAUUGGUUCCGCAAUUCAAUGCAGUUCUCAAAAUGUGGCUCAACUUAUCAUUGGCCGACUCAUCAGCGGUCUCGCCGUUGGUAUUACCUCUUCUCAAGUUUGCGUGUACCUGAGCGAACUUUCGCCCGCAAAGAUAAGAGGACGCAUUGUUGGCAUCCAGCAGUGGGCGAUUGAAUGGGGAAUUUUGAUCAUGUUCUUGGUCGCCUAUGGCUGUGCCAAAGGCGUUAGCGGCCCAUCUGCUUUCCGCAUCGCUUGGGGUGUUCAAGGUAUCCCUGCCUUUAUUCUGCUCGGCUCUCUAUUCUUCUUCCCUGAGAGCCCUCGUUGGCUCGGAUCUAAGGGUCGCUGGCAAGAGGUUGAGAACACUUUGGCCCUUCUACACGCAAAGGGCAAUCUUGACGAUCCUGGCGUACAAGCUGAGCUUCUUGAGAUUCGCGAGGCCGUUGCUGCCGCUCAGAACACUGAGGGUGUUUCUUUCUUCGGACUGUUCGGAAAGAAGAUGUGGAGACGUACUUUGUGCGGUACCACUGUUCAGAUGUGGCAACAACUUCUCGGAGGCAAUGUUGCCAUGUACUACAUCGUCUACGUCUUCCAGAUGGCCGGACUUGGCGAUCAGACUCUCACUUCAUCGAUUAUUCAAUAUGUCAUCUUCCUCGUCACGACCGGCAUCAUUCUUCCAUACAUCGACAGAAUCCCUCGCCGCCUGCUUCUUUUAACUGGAUCUAUCGUAUGCUGCAUUUGUCACUUCACUAUCGCAGGCCUCAUGGCAAGUUAUGGCCACCAUGUUUCCGAAAUCAACGGCAACACAAUUCUCAGAUGGCAGGUCAACAAUGACACUGCUGCCAAGGGUAUCAUCGCCGUCAGUUACAUUUUUGUUGGGUUCUAUGGAUUUACAUGGGCUCCCUGUGGGUGGAUCGUGUCCUCAGAGGUGUUCCCUCUCAAGUACCGCGCUACUGGCGUCGGUCUCUCUGCUGCCACUAACUGGAUUUUCAACUUUGCCCUUGCGUACUUCGUUGCACCGGCCUUUACCAACAUCCAGUGGAGGACCUACAUCAUCUUCGGCGUUUUCUGCUUCGCCAUGACCAUCCACAUCUUCUUCAUGUUCCCUGAGACCCAUGGAAAGACACUUGAAGAGAUUGAUGUCCUCUUCGACGCCAACAUUCCCCCAUGGAAGAGCAGCCAAGUCAAGAGCCGCUUCAGCGAAAGAGUGGACACCGUCAUCCGCAAGGGCUCCGUCACCGAGCACGUCGAGAACGAAGCUGAUGACAAGAAGAGCUCUGAAUUUGCUCUCCAGAAAGAGAGUGUCUAGAUGUUUCAAGCUGGGCUUGAUUUCACAUACAUGGUUUUAAUGCUAUAGAAUUGGUUUGGGGUUGCAUAUUUCUUGACCAGGGGUCGGAAAAUCAUAGAUUUGGAGUUAUACGAAUAUAGAAGAUAUGGCUUUAGAUUUGAUACCUAUUUUAUUGGUUUACAACGCA
Aureobasidium pullulans EXF-150 is the source of this 2107-nucleotide messenger RNA. Its product is annotated as general substrate transporter. Gene Ontology annotation, cellular component: membrane. Bases 373 to 1941 code for a protein of 522 amino acids. Gene Ontology annotation, biological process: carbohydrate transport; transmembrane transport. Lineage: Eukaryota; Fungi; Ascomycota; Dothideomycetes; Dothideales; Saccotheciaceae. The transcript is spliced from 6 exons. Gene Ontology annotation, molecular function: carbohydrate:proton symporter activity. The record is from RefSeq and is a predicted model, not a curated record.